Molecule: messenger RNA, 321 nt
Organism: Clunio marinus
Lineage: Eukaryota; Metazoa; Arthropoda; Insecta; Diptera; Chironomidae
Source: the annotation of a GenBank genome assembly
AUGAAAUCUGUUCAAGAUUUUACAUCUUGUUCACAUCGUUUUUCACUACCUCUUGCUAUCUUGUCUUUAGACUUUUACCCAAUUUACAUUCAAAGUACGUUAUCCUUCCACAGUUCUCGGUCCCACACUCUUCGCUUUCUUUUAAAUGGUUUUAGUCAUUCUGAUGUUCUGCUUUAUUUUACAGGUGCUAGUCUCAGUCUGGUACGGAUUCAAUACACAGUUGAGUCUGAUUUUGUUAUUGUCGUCAUUUUAUUUUCAAUGAAAGGAGAAAAAGAAGAACGAAAUGUUUUCAGGACGAUGGGGAGACAUGUUUCACAAUAG